Messenger RNA from Melanotaenia boesemani (Boeseman's rainbowfish), 1822 nucleotides. RefSeq names its product RNA pseudouridine synthase domain containing 1 (gene rpusd1). Lineage: Eukaryota; Metazoa; Chordata; Actinopteri; Atheriniformes; Melanotaeniidae. Gene Ontology annotation, biological process: pseudouridine synthesis. The transcript has 6 exons. The record is from RefSeq and is a predicted model, not a curated record. Bases 371 to 1288 code for a protein of 305 amino acids. Gene Ontology annotation, molecular function: RNA binding; pseudouridine synthase activity.
UAUUAUGUUUAUUCAGGCUGCGCAUUUAAGAGGUAUUUGAUUAAAGCAGUUAGCUUAAGGUAAUAUUUUACUAAAUAUCUGUUAGCAAACAAACGCUGCUGACAUGCUAAGUGCAUUAUCCUUAGUGUAUGAUUUUAGGCCACCAAUGAGUUAACUACCCUAAUGAAGUUGGCAUAGUGUUACUUUAUUAAAUGAAAACUAAACGGGAAAGAGAAAAUCUGUUGUCGCAUCAUAAACCAACCCCAUUAAGCAGAAUAUAGAAGAGACGGCAAAGGCAGAAAACAGUGAGAGAAAGAGAUGCGCAGAAAAAAACAGUAAAGAGCACUGUUUCCCUGCAGGGCUGCCUUAGUCAAGAGAUUGAUAGUUGCACAUGAUGACUGUAGAGCCUGCAAGCCUGGAGAGCCUGAGAGUGCUCUACCAGAGUGAUGACUACAUUGUAGUGGACAAACACUGGGACAUCCGUAUUGACAGCAAAAUGUGGUAUGAGAAACAGACUGUGCAGGCGCAACUUCAGCACCGCUUCCCUCAUCUGGCAGACCCUAGCACAUACUAUGGAUUUAGGUUCUGUCAUCAGUUGGAUUUCUCCACCAGUGGAGCACUUUGUGUUGCUCUAAAUAAGGCUGCUGCCGGCAAGGCUUAUCGUUGUUUCAAGGAUCGCACCGUCACCAAGGCCUACCUUUCACUGGUUCGUGGGUGGGUUGAACAUGAGACGCAAACUUUGGACUUUUCUAUUGGCAAGAACUCCACUGAGGGAAAAACACAUAUGAUGUGCAUUGAGGGAACAGAAGGUUGUGAGAAUCCCAAGUCCUGUCAAACUGAACUAACAGUGUUGGAGUAUGGAUUGUAUGACGGGGAUCCUGUCACCAAGGUGCUACUGCAGCCACUCACUGGCCGAACCCACCAGUUAAGGGUCCACUGCAGCGCCAUUGGCCACCCCAUUGUUGGAGACUUCACCUACAGCUUGGGAGCAGACGACUCUCCGUACCGUAUGAUGCUGCAUGCCUACCUCCUUCACAUUCCCCUGGAACCCCAGCAUCUUCUUGUCAUCGCCGGAGACCCCUUUGUCCCAGCAGUUGACCCAAAAUGGCUCCCACAGCGCUCAUUGCGGACAUUGCCAGCUACUGUGGAGGCCCUGUUGGAGAACAGAAAGACUAAAGAGGAGGAACAGAAGGGAGCUAGAAGAAAAGAGGAAAAGCAGAAACAAACGAAAGGACAGACGAUUGAAGAGGAGACUGAGGAGCAGAGGAGGGUUUGCCAGGAGUGGUUGAGUGAAUGGGCUGGAGACUGAUUGUGGAGGAGUUUUUUUGUUAUUUAUUUUCCUUUAUUUUAGCUGUCUACUUAUACAAAGCAUGUUGAGCAUGCCCCACACCAUCUGAGAGACCACCUGCACUUUGUAAAAUUUGCAAAUAUGUGGAUUAAUGUAUUUUAUUCCUCAUAAGCAGCUUUAAAUCACAAAAACGUUGUGCAAUAAUAUUUCAUGCUGCUCUUAAAAAUAUUUUGCUACAGGUAUUCUCUCACUAGAAUAUAAAAACUAAUUUAAAAUCACAUAUCAGCUUCAUGUUGAUAAUAAUGAUGGUCAUUUCUCUUUGAAACAAAAGAGCUUUUAAUUCAAGAAAAGCAUGUCAAAAGGCGAACAAAUACCAAGGAGACUAUUUAAGUUUGAUGUGCCUGGACUAUGACAUACAAGGAGCAGUCCAUGCAGGUUUUGCCCAGGAAAAACUGGUUGUUAUGUGCUGUAUGAUGUAUCACACUGACAUACAUGACAUUCUCAUGUAAAAUAGCUAAUAACCAAAUUGCAUCUAUUAAACUUCUUUCAGUUGUG